This is a messenger RNA of Trichomonas vaginalis G3, 213 nucleotides long. RefSeq lists its product as uncharacterized. The record is from RefSeq and is a predicted model, not a curated record. Bases 1 to 213 code for a protein of 70 amino acids. The transcript has a single exon. NCBI's taxonomy places the organism in Eukaryota, Parabasalia, Trichomonadida, Trichomonadidae.
AUGUUGAAAAGAAAUAAAGCAAAUGUUGUAAAUAAUACUGAAGUAGCUGAAGUUAAACAAACUCCGACACCUUCACAAGCAAAACCUUCAAUGACUCCUGAACCUAUGGAAGUACAAACUCCUGUUCAAAAGUCAACUCCUAAACCGACUCCAACAUUUAAACCAGAACCUACUCCUCAAAUAAAUCGUAAAACUCCUGCGUUUCCUUACUGA